AUGGCACCCAAAAUAACGUACGCACAGGUUGCUUACCUCAAGGUCUUAAUCCAGACGCACCUCCACAACCGUAAAGCGCUUUUUCCUGAUGUCAAACUGAGGCCGAAGCAUCAUUAUAUGUUGCACUAUGGUGACCUCAUCCAAGAUCCAGAAGGACUGAAAUUAUGCACUGCAUUAUUAGCCAGGCACUUUGCAAAGAGCUCAAACAGGGAGAUUUUGUUUUGGACUGUCCAAGCCGAAGAGGCAGAGAAGCGUGGUGAGGCCAUGGCAAAAGAAAAAGUGCUGCUGCCACAAUCGGCGUGCUAUUUCAAAGAAAAGACCGAGACCCUGGUGCAGGUACUUGAGGAAGGAAAUACCAUUAUAGACCUGCUGCCCUCCCUACCAUGCACCCCCCAAGUGGUUGCUGUCGGAAGCAUUUUCACUCGGAGCUGCUUGGUUGUCGUGGAGCAACAAAUUUUGUUCGAUGAACCAGUUGACUUCCACGAGGCGGCAUGCCUUCUUUUUUGCGCCUAUUACGUCCUCAAUAUGGUCUAUACGAAAGAUCUAGAGACAACGCUGGAGUUUAUCCAGAGGCAAGUGUGCGGCAUCAAUCCUCCAAAAGGCAGCAAGGGCGAUGGCUACAGACGUGGUCUGGUGCAUUCAAAAAUUUUGAGACUUCUCAAUGACGUGAAAUGA
Ixodes scapularis (black-legged tick) is the source of this 675-nucleotide messenger RNA. RefSeq lists its product as uncharacterized. NCBI's taxonomy places the organism in Eukaryota, Metazoa, Arthropoda, Arachnida, Ixodida, Ixodidae. The record is from RefSeq and is a predicted model, not a curated record. The transcript is spliced from 5 exons. Bases 1 to 675 code for a protein of 224 amino acids.